Rhinichthys klamathensis goyatoka is the source of this 993-nucleotide messenger RNA. It is a transcript of the gene selenol, whose product is annotated as selenoprotein L. Lineage: Eukaryota; Metazoa; Chordata; Actinopteri; Cypriniformes; Leuciscidae. The record is from RefSeq and is a predicted model, not a curated record.
AUGGGUCAUCGCAUGAACACGAGGUCCCGAUGGACCAAGGAGUCACAUGAUGAAGCGUCGAAGGGAGGUAAGCGAGCAGGAAGAGUCCAGGAAGAGCAAGUCCAGGAAGAGCGAGUCCAGGAAGAGAGCAAGAGUGUGGAGCGCGCCGACAUUUAUCACCUUGGAGAAAUCCAGCCUCUUCCUGUCGGCUUGGCCAAUCGGAGAGUCCCUCCAGGAUCAAGCAAACACCGGACCCAGAUCCUGCUGAACCAGCCUGUGCCAGGUCUCACCUGUUUUGAUCUGGAUGACAUGUCUAGCAUCUUAGACCACAAACGGAUCUUGACAAAUCUCAGCCAAUGCCUAUCCGAGAUUCAUCUGAGAUCAAGUCAGUGGCUGACCCUAAGCCUGAGUCGGGCCAGGUCUGUGAAGAUCUCCACUCACCGUCUGUCAUCAAUCCAGAGUUGUUGCCUGUUGGAAUGCAAAACAUGUGGACGGGGCCUGAGUCAGUACUUGUGGAAAGGAGAGAAUCUCCUUGUGCUGCUCCGGCAUUUUGGAUGACAGCCGUGACGAGACCACCUGACUGAGCUGAAGGACAGCAAGAAGCUUCUGGAAGCUCAGUCAUUGCGGGUGCUGGUGGUCUCGUAUGGUUCUCUUGAUGGAGCAACGUUCUGGCUUGGUCAGACAGGCUAUGAAUUUGACAUGCUGUUGAAUGCAGAGAGAGCGGUGUAUCAAGCUUUCGGUCUGGGUUCAUCCAUCACCAAGAAGUUUAAAAUAAUGCUCCACUACUCUGCAUUUCUGGCAAUGAACCGACAGUCCCCCGAUGUGCCACCUCAGUUCAUCGAUGAUCUAUUUCAGAUGGGAGGUGAUUUUGUGCUGGACCAGGAUGGUAAAGUGAUAUUUUCCUACCGGUGUAAAAGCCCAGCGGACAGACCAUCAGCUACACAGAUUCUGGCUGCCGUCUCUGCUCAUUCUUAGCAUUCUUACGUCCUGGAGAAAAAGGGGCUUUCAGGUUUG